Messenger RNA from Effrenium voratum, 1023 nucleotides. The record is from the annotation of a GenBank genome assembly. NCBI's taxonomy places the organism in Eukaryota, Dinophyceae, Suessiales, Symbiodiniaceae.
AUGGUGCAGUGGGUCUACAACUUCGGUGCCGGUGCGGCAGAUGGCCGUGCAGAGAUGAAGAACCUGCUGGGCGGCAAGGGCGCGAACUUGGCGGAGAUGGCGAGCAUUGGCCUCCCGGUGCCGCCUGGCUUCACCUUGACCACGGAGGUGUGCACCCGCUUCUACGAGGACAAGUGCACGUACCCGACGGAGUUGAAGGGCCAGGUGGCGAAAGCCCUGGCGCUGGUGGAGGAGCGCUCGGGCCAGAAGUUCGGAGAUGCGACCAAUCCCCUGCUGUUGUCGGUGCGCUCGGGCGCUCGAGCGUCCAUGCCAGGCAUGAUGGACACGGUGCUGAACCUGGGUCUCAACGACUGGACGGUGGCGGCCUUGGCCAAGCGGUCUGGGGACCGGCGCUUUGCCUACGACAGCUACCGGCGCUUCGUGCAGAUGUACUCGGAUGUGGUGCUGGGCAUUGAGCUCAGCCACUUCGAGAAGCUCCUGGAGCGCGCGAAGCAGCGGCGGGGCGUGAAGCAGGACCACGAGCUGGUGGCAGAGGAUUUGGAGAAGCUGGUGAUGGACUACAAGGCCCGUGUGCAUGUGGAGAUAGGCAUGGACUUCCCCGAGGACCCUCACGAGCAGCUCUGGGGCGCCGUCGGUGCUGUUUUCAACUCCUGGAUGAACCAACGUGCCAAGACCUACCGGCAGCUGCACGACAUCCCGGAGAGUUGGGGCACUGCGGUGAAUGUGCAGGCCAUGGUCUUCGGGAAUAUGGGCAGCGACUGCGCCACCGGCGUCGCCUUUACCCGGAACCCCUCCAACGGCGCCAACGACUUCUACGGCGAGUUCCUUGUGAAUGCCCAGGGCGAAGACGUGGUGGCUGGCAUCCGGACCCCACAGGAGCUGACCAUCAAGGCCCGCAAGUCUCAUGGGUCCGAUUUGCCAAGCCUGGAAGAAGUCAUGCCCAACAUCUUCCGCGAGCUUUGCACCAUGCGCCAGCAACUGGAGACGCACUACAAAGACAUGCAGGACGAGGGGACGAACUAG